AUGUCUACCUCAGGAGAUCCUGUCGCUGGUAUGCCCGACGUUGAUGUCCAGACGGAUGUUCCUCGUAUGCGUGAUGCUAGUACACAGACAGAUGCCCGCGAGAUAAACCCUGGUCCCGAUAAAAGCCUUGUCGUCCCUUCAAUCCCUAGCGCCGCAUGUCCCGUCAAACCCGAGGUCAGCGUCAGAAUCGUUAAUGGGAAGCGCAUAGUUGAGCUUCUAGGCUGUGGAAACGACCGCAGGGGAAGAUACAGACCCCCCUAUCGCUCAACUCAUAAGGUAAUCAUGGUAACCAUAGACACCUUCUGGCCUCCUCGCCACAGCAAGGUUAUUGCUCCGAAUACCACGAACAUGAACAUCUUGCUCAGAGCGUUAAACUACCUGCUUGGCCAGAAGUGCGACGCGGUGCUGCGCCACCGCAGCGAGAACCCCGACUGCCCGCUUGAGCACUACACACGCCAAAUCCAGAAGUACGAGGACCCUGCGGUCAGGGAAGCAGCAUGGGAAGCAGCGAGGAUGCCACGACCGCAGAGCUCAAGCCUAAAAUUGGACUAUAUCAACAACAAGGACGAGCUCGUCUCCAUACCCAACGGUGGUAGGCUGAUCUUCAUACGCCGCAGAUCCGACGGCUGGACUGUCUUCCACGAGCCCGUCGAAAACGUAGCUGUGGAAUGCGUUAGGAAGAACGACAUCUGCCUCUGGGAGUGCGAAGAGGCGAUGGAUGAGAUCUACCACUGGUGCCGUGACAUGUUAAUUGGUUGUGGUCCCCCGUACAAUCCCUCCAGCUACCCCGAUCUCCUUAAGGUAUUUAUACCUGGCAUUAAACUCGACGGAACUGACCCGAGGGUGAGGGUGAUUUCCCGAACUAGUGCCUCAACUAGCACAAUUCCACUAUGGCCAGUUGUAACCCCCGAGGAGGUCAUGUCUAUGCUCCAGAACUGA
Messenger RNA from Daldinia vernicosa, 939 nucleotides. RefSeq lists its product as uncharacterized. The transcript has 3 exons. The record is from RefSeq and is a predicted model, not a curated record. NCBI's taxonomy places the organism in Eukaryota, Fungi, Ascomycota, Sordariomycetes, Xylariales, Hypoxylaceae. Bases 1 to 939 code for a protein of 312 amino acids.